Manduca sexta (tobacco hornworm) is the source of this 591-nucleotide messenger RNA. RefSeq lists its product as uncharacterized. NCBI's taxonomy places the organism in Eukaryota, Metazoa, Arthropoda, Insecta, Lepidoptera, Sphingidae. The record is from RefSeq and is a predicted model, not a curated record. The transcript has 3 exons. The coding region runs from base 91 to 513 and encodes 140 amino acids.
CUGUCAAACGCUGAUUGCAAUAUUUUGUUUCAUCAAAUGGAAGUGCAAGACGUAUUUUUAUAAUUCCUUUAACGAUUGAACUGCGGAGAAAUGGCGGGCGCCGAUGUUAGUUUCACACCUUCAGAUUUAAUGCAUUAUGCAGAAUCUUUGAUACGGGAGUCAAGAUUGCAUGAAUCCAGAGCGAACCGGUCCAACUAUAGCUGGCUUAUGGCAAGGAAUGUCAAUCAAACACCUUUAGAAGAAUAUUUUAAAGAUCUGAAACCCACUUUACAUAAGAUGACUCCCGAGAGCUGCACCGCCAUUGCCGUCAAACUUGAUAACCUAUCUGAAUACGCCACCACUGACCAAAUAGUUGCUACGUUCAAGAAGCUUCUAGAAGAACAAUACACCAUACAGAUCAUGGGCGCCAACAUCAAAAGGGGGAAAGAAUUAAAAACUAGAAAAGUUAAUAAGGUUCAUCCAGUUUUAGGACAGGGGCGAGAAGCUACUGUAUCUUUUGUGUUGCAUGGUUAAUUAAUAAAGAAAUGUAUUAUGAAUUAUUUUAAUUACCCAUUUGUAUGUGUGAUUAAAAAACAUGUUAACAAUUGUAAA